Chlorella variabilis is the source of this 1194-nucleotide messenger RNA. RefSeq lists its product as hypothetical. The coding region runs from base 1 to 1194 and encodes 397 amino acids. Gene Ontology annotation, molecular function: N-acetyl-beta-D-glucosaminide beta-(1,3)-galactosyltransferase activity. The transcript has 6 exons. The record is from RefSeq and is a predicted model, not a curated record. Gene Ontology annotation, cellular component: membrane. NCBI's taxonomy places the organism in Eukaryota, Viridiplantae, Chlorophyta, Trebouxiophyceae, Chlorellales, Chlorellaceae.
AUGGGCAGCGGCGAACGCAGCAAGCGGCAUGCGUGCGCUGCCAAGCUAGACACACUGGAGCUGGGGGAGGGAGAGUGCCAUGAUGUGGCCGACCAGUGGACCAUCCCCGCAGGCGUUGCAGACAACGAGAUCCACUGCCACCACCGAAGCAGCGGUUGCGGCGUCAGCAGCGAGCACAAGUUGGGUGCCGUGGCAGUGAGCAUCAGCGACAGGCGUGGCAGCAGGGCGCGGCCGGCAGGGCUCUGCGCCUUGCUGCUCGUGUGCGUGCUGCUGGGCGUAGGCCUGGCGCUCCCCCUGGCCCGCAUUGUGCACUGCGCUGCCGGCUACAGGGCUGCAGUAGGUGCAGCUACCCUGGAGAUGCAUAGCGCGCUCAGUGGGCAGCAGCAGCAUAAGUACUUGGCAGGAUACGGGCUGCCGCACCCCUCGGCAGAUGCAGAUGUCUUCCUGUUUGUGGGCAUCACCUCCAAUGGCGGCUCCAAGGAGCGGCGGGACGCCAUCAGGGAGGCCUGGGCCGAUGAAGCUCAGGCCAGCGGCCAGGUGGUCUGCAAGUUCAUUGUGCCGGAAGACGAGCAGAACGCGGCCAUGCUGGAGGAGCAGGCCCUGCAUCAUGACAUUGUGUUUGCACCGUCGGCGGGGCCCAGCAGCACCAGCAGCAGCACCAGCAGCACCGUCCUGCGCCCGUCCACCUUCCAGCUCACCGGCUGGCUGCGGACUCUGGAGUAUGCGGUGCUGCACGACCCAGGCGCCAGAUUUGUUCUGAGGACGAGCGACGACGCCUUUGUCAACAUGCCGCCCCUGCUGCGCACGCUGCAUGCGCUGUGCCCCACCCCGGCCUGCGCCAACCAGAGCGUGCUGCUGGGCCAGCUCGGCUCCUGGAAGCACGGCAGCGCUGGAGGGACGGAGGCGCAGCUUCCGCAGCAUCUGCGCCAGAUCAACUGCAGCAGCCCCUGGCUAUCUGACGCCCAGCUGCCCUGCGGGGAAGGGGCACGUGCUGCGGCUGUGUCAUCAGCAGGAGGAGCAGCAUUGUCUUCGGCACAGCCACAGCUGCGGCUGCUGCCUGCCAUCGAGCGGCAUCUGUGUGCCGGCGAGUCCUUGCUGCUCCUGGACAAGCUGGCCAGCGCCGCCUGCAUGCGGCUGGUGGGGCAGCGAGCACAGUUCUGCCAUGCCAACAACAACAAAGUGCCCUUCGUUUAA